CAUAGAUCAACAGAGACUGUUGAUUCCACUAGAGUUUGUAAAGAUUGUGGUUACUGCUACUUCUCCGAAUUUUUGGUUCCUGACAGUAGCGAUCUAUAUGAAGGCCGAACACUAAGACGCGAAGCACUUGAUGGAUCAACCAUUGAUCCCGGAAAGCGCCGGAGUAAUAUUUCG
This is a messenger RNA of Racocetra persica, 174 nucleotides long. The record is from the annotation of a GenBank genome assembly. NCBI's taxonomy places the organism in Eukaryota, Fungi, Glomeromycota, Glomeromycetes, Diversisporales, Gigasporaceae.